AUGGAGAUGAUGACUCAUUCCUCCACGUUUCUCCUCCCUUCCAUCCCCCCCUCCCGUGGCGACGGAUCCUCGCAGACCUAUGCCCUCGUCAUUCUCAACCAACGCCUCCCUUUCUUCGCGCCCUUCCUGUGGAAUCACGGUACGUCCUGAGCGCAUUCCGAACUCUUAGCAUCUUCCUUCUCAACCCCCACGCGCAGCCGAAAGAUAAACUACGCUCGCGUCGUUCGGUUCGGCUGCGUCUCAUUUUCCCUGUUGUUGGUUUCGAGCGUUUUAAUUUCCUUCUGUUGUGCGCAUGUGUCUCUUUAUAUGGCCGGGGGAUGUUCGUUUAGAGCAGCACAGUUGCGCAUCUGCGCAGAUGGAGGAGCGAACAGGCUCCACGACGAGAUGCCGGCGAUGUUCCCGCACGAAAAUCCUUUCAGUGUCCGGAAAAGGUUAUCUUUCCUGUUCUCCUUUAUCAAAUUUUUUUCCCAAAGUUGUUGGAAAGGCUCUGGCAGAAGAUGUGGUACCACCCAGCUCCGUUGGACCCUGAUUCUCCUGCUUCUGUUCAAGUGCUAUGAUGAAUAGUACACCAUCAACUUGUCAUCUUUAAUUUGGGGCCUCGUCCAGUCCUUUUCCAUGGAUUCUCCUUCACGGUGCUUUGACCUUGUGAUGCUUUUCAUUGAGCCUGCGAAAAGCUCUGGUCUAAUGCUUAGCUUCCUGUCGUAUUAAGAAAAGCAGCCAGGCUGUUUAUUUGGUCCCUUAUUUUUCCGAAAGAAUGAUGAACAUAAGACUUUGGUUUCGUUAAGUUGAAUCCUCUAUCUAACUUUAGCCAUCCACAUAUUAUGCGAAUAAAAUCGGAGAUCUGUUACGAAUUUGGAAAAAUAUCUUCAUAGAUCUGUUCUUCCUCUCAUAGUAUUUUACAGAACGACUCGAGGUUGUCUCGUCAUCCAUCAAGUCCUAAUUAAUUCGGUUUAUGGUACAUAUCUUAUUUCACUAUUCCAUAAUCACUUACGUUUUUCUUGCGAUGGCGAGGAAAUGUGGAAUUUUUUGGUAAAUUCUUCUGUAUAUGUCUACAUUUUCUCCCAUUUCGAAUACUUAGGGGAGUGAAUCCUGGGACCUCACCUUUUUGAAACCUCUGUUCGAACGGUUCUUUGCUUUAAUGGAUACUUACAUGAGUUCUCUUUGCUGGUGUUGAAACAAAAGGAUGCGGGUCCUUUGUAGCAUGCUUCAAUGUGAAUGAGUAUAUGCCAAAGUGGAAGUCAUUAUUUGAUCUUUGAACUAAAGAUCGUCCUAACAAUUUUAUGAUUCAGUUUUGGUUGAGAUUUUUGAUAUAUCGUUUGGUGUUUUUUUGCCUUCUUUUUAACAAUGUAUAAUCCAUUUCAUGGUGACUGUAAUUGCCAAAAGUUAAAUCGUAGUUCUUCAUUUCAGGUACAAACCGGAUGUAAUCAAAGGAGAUAUGGACUCUAUCAGAGAAGAAGUAAAAGAAUUCUACUCCAAUAUGGUACCCGUGCUAAUUUAGCAUCCUUUUAUUUUCCUACAUUUAUUUAUAUAUUUUUUGAGUAGAAAUAUUUAUUAAGUCUAGUAUGGACUAAAACCAAACGUCAAUCCUGAGGUGGCUAGCGCUUCAGAAUGCCUUGUUUGGAGUGAGGAGCCUCUCUGUGCAUUCCCCUAGCACGGUUUAUUAUAGAAGAAUGGAAAGCACCUUCAUUCUUAAGUUGAAAGACUGUAAAAAUGAGAUGCGGUGAUGCCCAAAUAUUUUUACACUUUUGUCUAUCCCAAUAGCAAAAUAUUCUACCAGAGUGCCAAUUUUUAGUCCUAGUAAUCUUCUAAAUAAAAAAAAACACUCUACCACAAAAGAAAGAAGAAGUAAUGGAUUAACCAAUGUAAAAGUGUUGGAAUGUGAACGAAAAAAAUGUUUGAUAUGUGGUAGAAGAUCUCCUGCCCUGGAUUUGAACCUGCAACCAUUUUAGUGGAACUUGAAUGAGCUUUCUUCUUCACGUGCAAGUUUGUGCACGCCUCAAUACAUGACCUGACAUUGCGGGAAGUUGAGACGUCUAACUUUCGUUCUAAUAAUAUAUUAUGCAUCUAACUUAAAACACAUGAGUUUGUGUUCAGAUCCCUGAUAGUUAAACAUCUUAGAUUAAGUCAUAGUUUGUGGAUGAUAAGGAAAAGCUGCAUGCUUGCUUGCUUGCUUUUUACGUCGUCACUUGUUCAUGACCAAUCCUUCAAAUAUACUCUCCUUCUCAUGAAUACGUGGUUUUAUUGGAGACUGAUUUAUUAGGAUGAAUGGUAUUCUACAAUUAUUAUCGAGAGAGAAUUGUGUUCGAUGUGAACGCUGGCUAACAUCUUUUCUAUUUUGUAUUGAGGAAGGUUGGAGUUCUGUUUUACUGGAUCGCUACACUUGUCAAGUGCACUAUUUAGGGGUUUAGUUGCAGAGGACAAUAUAAAUAAAAAUAUAUUUAGUUAGAAGAAAUGUCUCUUUUAUCAACAGUUUAUUCUAUGCUGAGACUGGAUCCUCCUCAUUCGAUAAAUCAGAGAUGAUCUUCAGAAGGCUGUAGGCCGUUUGGGAACAGUGAGUGGAGUCCAAGGUCAAACUUUUAUGAAGGAAAACACGAAUUCUUGAAAAAAAUUGUGAAAUGCACGAUCGCAUUUUUCUCUUUUAGUGCAAACUGUUAGUGUAUAUCCGUUAUUUUUUCUUUUAUUUCUGAUUUUAUUGGAUUACUUAUCAGAUAAUAAAAGAAUUUCUGCCGUGUUGAAUUUCUGAUUUUUAUUAGUAAAAAGACUUGAAUCAUUUUUCAUAGGACGUUCUGGAUUCAGAAUUUAAAUGGACUUCAAUGCCUGUGCAGGGAACCGAGAUAGUCGAUGAAUCACACGAUCAGGACACAACAGAUUUGUAUAAAUGUGUAGCAUUUAUCUGCGACUGGAUACCUGACAUGGACAAGUCUAAUGUAAAGUUUCAUGAUCUUUCUGAGAAUCCAAUAUUUGCAUUUGGUGUCUUCAUUAGAAAAAGUAUUUUCUCUUCUCUUGUAUCGCUAUCAGUUCAACUGAAAAUUUUGGUUUUUCUCCCCUAUCGAAGAUGACUACCUAAUGAUGAUAUUGAGCGUCUGUCCAAUGUCAAAGUUCGCUGUAGGUCAAUCUCUAGUAAAAUUAUUGUUGAAUAUGCAUAUUUGCUUCAAUAAAAAUGAUGAACAUUCAAGUUUCUGUAGUCUUCCAGCCUCAUGAUCCCAAGUUUCAUCUGAGGCAGAGCUGGAAUUAUUUAUUUUCAGAAUGUUGGUAUGUUGGCCAUCGAAGUAACUGCUAGAAGGUAUUUAAUGCACAAAUAAACAGACUCAUGAGAAAACUUCAAAUUAAAGGCACGAAUAAAGUGCCAUGAUUCGGGCAUAUAAUACCAAGAUUGACUUUUCUUCUGCCGCCGCCCGCUGAAUAGGCCCUUACUACUUACUAUCGGUAAGAUUGGAUUCCAGAGUCAUGCAGGUACAGUUACCAUUUGCGUUUGAAUGUUGCAGCUAUGCGUACUUGUUACGGGUGCGCUUGGCGGUAGAUUUGACCAUGAAGUUGGAAACAUCAAUGCUCUCUAUCGAUUCCCAAAGACCCGGAUCAUCCUCAUGUCAGAUGACUGCUUGAUCUACCUCCUUCCGAAGACCCACCGCCACGAGAUCAUCAUACAGUCAUCUGUGGAAGGCCCCCACUGCGGUCUGAUUCCCAUCGGCGCACCGUCUGCUAGCACGACCACCACCGGUCUCCAGUGGGAUCUCAGUGAGUCAAUUCGCCCACCACUGCUCUUUCAUUCAUUCAUUCAUUCAUUUUCUCUCUUGAAAAAAUCUCUUGGUUGGAGCUGCCAUCGGCACUCUCCAUUCCGAUCUGCCGUCACGAUUGGGCAAACGAAGAAAACAGAAAGAAGUGAUUUUUUUUUGUCGUGUGGGAAGGUCUUACUUGCCCUCGGAUUCAUCUAAGAAGGGCUUGUGUUUCCAGCUGACACGGAGAUGCAUUUCGGCGGACUAGUGAGCACCUCCAACAUCGUUCUUGCUGAGAAGAUCGCUGUCCGCUCUGAUUCAGAUCUUCUCUGGACUAUUUCCAUCCGACGACCCCAAUGA
This is a messenger RNA of Spirodela intermedia, 4073 nucleotides long. NCBI's taxonomy places the organism in Eukaryota, Viridiplantae, Streptophyta, Magnoliopsida, Alismatales, Araceae. The record is from the annotation of a GenBank genome assembly.